Messenger RNA from Penaeus indicus, 3232 nucleotides. RefSeq names its product protein regulator of cytokinesis 1-like. NCBI's taxonomy places the organism in Eukaryota, Metazoa, Arthropoda, Malacostraca, Decapoda, Penaeidae. The record is from RefSeq and is a predicted model, not a curated record. The transcript has 13 exons. Gene Ontology annotation, biological process: microtubule cytoskeleton organization; mitotic spindle midzone assembly. Gene Ontology annotation, molecular function: microtubule binding. Gene Ontology annotation, cellular component: spindle; cytoplasm; mitotic spindle midzone. The coding region runs from base 53 to 2002 and encodes 649 amino acids.
UUCAAAAGUUUGGAUUGUUUGGCCCGAGAGAAAAAAAGCUUAUUUAUGUACAAUGGAUGAAACAAGAGAGGAGUUGGAUCGUACCUUGGCCCGUUUGGAGGCUGUUUGGGACGACAUUGGUCUGAACGAAGAACAGCGCAAGGAACGGCGUCAUCAUUUUAAUGGUCACAUUGUAAAUUUGUGUGAAAAAAUAAUUGAUGAUGAAACGGCUUUAAAAACAAGAAUCACAAACAACAUCGAACGUAAUACUCAGGAGAUCCUAAAACUAAGUGAGGGUCUUGGAGUAGUCCCAGAGGAUGCUGUGGAUGGUCUGACGUUACUAGACCUGGACACAUUACUUCAAGAAAGAGUGGAUCACCUUCUACAGCUCAAGGAACAACGGAUGGACACUCUCAAGCUUUUGCAAGAAAAGGACGAAGGAAUCUGUGAAUUACUUUGUGAAACUCCAUAUUACAUUCCUGCUGGCUUGAUCCCAUCACUUGAAGAUAUAAAGAGUGUUGAAGAUCAUGUGAAGACAAUGGAAACAGAGAAGGAAGAACGAGAGAAGAAUUUUCGGACUUUGAAGGCGGGAAUACUGAAAUUCCUGGAGCUUUUAGAACAGCCACCGGAAGAUUCCUUCUGCCAAGAUAUCAUUUGCUCCGAGGAUGAUGAUUUCCCCCUGGGAAAGGCAUAUUUGCAGCAGAUGAGGGGUGUUCACAGUGACCUUGAGUUCCGCGUCCACGAAUGCGAGGUGAAAUCGUUAGAGCUUCGUGAGAAAAUCAGCUGGCUGUGGAUUGCCUUAGAAAUAUCAGUAGAAGAACAGCAGGCGUUCCUCUCCACGGCACCUAAGCACACACCAUCCAAUAUUGCAAAGCUGGAGGAAGAGCUGGAGAAACUCAAGUUGUUGCGCCUUCAAAAUUUGUCGGUAUUCAUAGAGAAGCUUCAAGAAGAACUAGCUACUUGGUGGGAGAGGUGCUAUGUUGGAGAGGAGGAGAGGAAGAAGUUUCUGGAUCAGCAGCCAGAUGAUGCAAGUGAAGAAGUUUUAGAUGCUUAUGAAAAUGAAGUUCGUAAGUGGAAGCAGCACUAUGAAGCCAAUAAGGAUAUUUAUAUACUGGCUACACAAUUUAUGGACCUUUAUAACCACAUGUUGGAGUUAGAGGAACGGGCCAAGGAUCCCAGCCGUCUUUUCAACACAAGAGGGGGGGCGCUGCUGCUUGAAGAAAAGGCCAAGAAGAAAGUGAGGACUGAGCUCCCAAGAGUCCAAGAGAGUUUGCUUGAAAGUGGCAGAAUUUGGGCUGAGCAGGAGGGAAGAUCCUUCCACAUUAAUGGUGUGCCUUUGGAAGAUUAUAUUAGAGUGCUGUGGGAAAACUAUGAUAUGAAGAAAGAAGCAGAAAAGACUAAAAGACAAGUAAAAGGGCCUCAAGAGGUUAAACGUCCAGGUUUACAUAACCCCAAAACUCCAGCUGGACUCACAGCCAGUAAGAAAAGAUGCCGUGAAGGUGAAGAUACAGCAAGCACAAAGAAGAUGAAACCUGGGGUAUCACUGUUUAAGUCACCUUCAAAAUCAACACUCCGCUCACCCACAAAGACACCGAGAACCAGACCCCUAACAGAGCGCAAUGGCCAGCUCUGUCCUCCACCAGUCUCAUCCACUGACACAAGCCUACAUUCCACCAUCUCAUACGAUAAGUUUGAAGCUGGUAUUGAUGAAAGGUGUAAUGAAGAAAUAAUUCACUCGUCACUCAUGGAUGACCCAUCUUCUGAAAAAAGUCCCCCGCCAGAAGAUCAGAUGAGAGUUCGAAGAUUGAAGGAAACCCUCAAUCUUGCGUCUCCGCACAAAGCACAUGCACGAGGCAAACAGGCCCCUUGGAAGUCUGGAUUCCCCCCGUGCAAGGGCACACUGAGACGAGUGGCUUCCCAACCAUCUUUGCAUCUGAAACAAGGAGCACUGGCUCGACAUGGCAAACCACUCUUUCAUAAAGUAUUUAGCAAUAAGGCACAUCCAGUCCACUUCCUUAUUUAAUUUAAACAUUUCCUUUGGUAAAAACAGGGAUUUUUGCUGAAAUACCAUAGCAAAAGUUGAAUUGUAUAUUGUCUUGUAUAUUGUCAUAAUAUUUUGUUUUUAUAGUCUUCAUGAUUCUGUCUUUUCCUCAAAGAAUUAGGGGAUUCAUUAGAUAUGGCUCUAUUUGCUAAAAAUAUUUAUAAGAAACACCUCUUCAUUUAAGAUUAGUUUUUAAGAAAUUUCAAUUGUGUUUACAUUUCAUAGAUAUUUAUUUCUCUCAAAGAGUCGUUUAAGUUGUAUAUUUUGUAACUUCCUCUAAGUGAGUUGUGAACGCAUUACUUUUUUACAGAGGAAGUCCUCAGCAAGAGUGAUGUCUUUGUUUUCCAUGGGUUUGUCUAAAAUCAUGUGGUACAUUGUUUACAGCAACCAGGCCCACAUUGUGAAGACUUCCAUAACAGUGUCUUGAUUUUUCUUUCCACCUUCAGAUAUUUGCAGUCUGUAGAAUUUUAUUGCAUUAUUGACUAGUAUUGGUGAGAACUUGAUUAUUUUAUGCAUUGUGCGGGUUUAGAUGAGGUAUCGGGUAUUUUUUGUUUUCUGUUUUUUUGGCGUUCCUCUGCAUUGCUUAGUUUGAAAUAAAAAGUUCAGUAAUUUUAGAGAUGUAUGUGGUUAUUCUCAGUUGGAUAGAAUGCAUUAACUCCAUUCCUGUUAUCUUUAUAAUAUACUAUGAGUCUACAUGUUUAGUAUAUUUCUUGAUGCUAAUGAUUUAAGUUUCAUCAUACAAUUUUUUUUAUAAGAGGGACAGCUUGGUUUAAACUUUAUUCUUUCAUAUUCGUAGAAUAUUAUUUUACCAUAUAGUACAGGUUUUCUUCUAUAAAGUCAUAUCUGAAGCACUUUAUUGUGUUUUGAGGAGCAACUUUCUUCUAACUCCAGGAUAAUUUUGUUAAUGUAUGCUUUCAGUUAUGGUUCCUUGUUUAUGCUUUGUAUUCAAGAUGAGAAUUAACCAUUGAAAGUUACUCUAGAGCAUAAUAUUUUAAAAGAAUUGACUGUGUUAAAUGUACGAGUACAUUGUCUUCCUCAGCUUUGAAUAUACAGGAAAAUAGAGUGCUUAUGGGUAUGAAAUAAUGAAUGCUUUUCAUUUGAAGUACAAUAACAUUUCAGGAAAGAAUACUUUUUAUUGAUGACUGCAUAAUACCAGAUAUAAUGGCUGUUUUGAAAGUGUAUACUGAUUGAAUGAAUAAAUUUUUAACAACA